CUGCCUUGCAGAAGCUUGCCUCAAUGAAAAAAUAUCAACCCGGACAUCUUGCAGUCUCUCUCUGCAGAAAAGAAGUUGGUUCAGCUUCUGAAGUACUGUUCUAAGCGUGGCGACUUGUAUUUGUUGCUCAUCAUCUUAAGAUGGCAGGAUCCGUGGUCGUUUUUGCCGGCUUAUGCAUUGCGAUCCAAAUUUUCUCAGGACUUGCUGAUAAGCUGUCCUUGAGCAUCGAUUGCGGAGCUCCGACGAGUACGCGCACUGACGAGCUGGGCAUCAAAUGGAUCGGCGACGGCCACUAUAUUAACACAGGGCAAACAUCGAAGGUCCAGGUUAACAAUUCAUACUACCAAGAAGACACGACGCUCCGAUACUUUCCCUUCCAAAAGAAGAACUGCUACGUGAUACCAGGCGUAGCCAGGCGGAGGAAGCACAUGAUAAGGGCAUCCUUCUUCUAUGGCAACUACGACAACAAGUCAUGGCCACCUUCCUUCGAUCUUCAAUUUGAUGGCAACCCUUGGGUGACCGUGGAGACUUCAUCCAGCGAGUCCUACUAUUAUGAAGUAAUAUAUGCGCCCAAGAGAGGCAACAUCAGCGUCUGUGUUGCUCAGACGUCGCCCGACCAAAUACCCUUCAUCUCUGUUCUCGAAGUAAAGGAAUUUGAGCAGGGCAUGUAUGAAACGAAGGGCACGGAAGACGUCCUUCGACGGCGGAAAAGGGUAGCCUUUGGGGCGACGGACUUCGUAAGGUAUCCUGAUGACCCUUAUGAUCGUUAUUGGCAUCCAAGUGGUGACAUCGACGGUGUAGUGACUGUAGCGAGAGAUAACAUGAGCUUCAUCAAAAACUUCACGGAUAUUCCGGGACUGGCAUUAGCCCACGCCAUAACACCAGUGUCGACCAAUGCCACGACUCUGACAGUCCCAUUGUAUUUGAAAGAUGAUACAUAUUACUACAAUUUCUAUUUCUCCGAAGUGUUAGAGGCAGCUUACCAAAAUAAGAGCAGGUCUUUCGAUUUCCUUGUUGAUGGCGAAAAGCUUAACGACUACGGUUCUAUAAUCCCACCUUAUCAGUCAUAUUGGAGUAACUACAAUCACCGUGGUCGGAGACUGACUGCUGGAUCAAACAUUUCCUUGGUCAACACAGCUAAUGCAUCCCUUCCUCCAAUCCUCAAUGCCAUGGAAGUUUUUAAAUUGAUCAAGAGAGGACUUGCAAAUGGAACCAACGAAAAUGAUGUGAAGGCGUUGAAGGUGUUGCAGGGUUCAUAUAAAAAACUUCAAUCUUGGGCAGGUGAUCCAUGUCUUCCCCAAGGAUUCACUUGGGACUGGCUCAACUGCAGCACUGACGAUCCACCACGAGUGACUGAACUUCAUCUUAAUGGUUUAGGCUUAGACGGCACCCUUCGAGACUUCAGCGACCUGACUGCGCUUGAGAUAAUUGACUUGAGUAACAACAGCUUGAGUGGACAGAUCCCAGAGUUCUUGGGAACAUUUCCUCAACUGAAAGAGCUGAACCUGGCAUACAAUAAUUUCACGGGAUCCUUACCGGCAUCAUUGGCAAGCAAUAAAAAAAUAAAACUAACUAUAACAGGAAACAACAUCACCGAAGGCAAUCCAAGUCCGCCACCAACGAAUGACAAUCCAAGUCCGCCACCAACGAAUGGCGAAAGAAAUAUGAAGCCGAUCAUCGUUGGAGUACCACUGGGCUCGGUCAUUUUACUUCACAUGCUAGUUGGCUAGCUGUCGUCUCUGCACACCUUUCAAGUCAACAUCCCAAGCUAUCGCCAGCUAACGUUGCGAUCGAGAAUAAAGUAUUUAAGUUAUUUCAUUCCUGAAGUGGCCUCAAUAGGUUCCAUGUUAUUUGUUGACAAAUAAUAAGCUACCUUAGCUUUAUAGCUUCUUCAAGCAAGCAUAAAGGACAAGCCGCAUCCCCAUGAAAGACAGCAAAAGCAUCCUUGCUUUAUAAAUAAUACUUGCUACUAUAUAAA
Nymphaea colorata (pocket water lily) is the source of this 1978-nucleotide messenger RNA. Its product is annotated as probable LRR receptor-like serine/threonine-protein kinase At5g59680. The record is from RefSeq and is a predicted model, not a curated record. The transcript is spliced from 8 exons. Gene Ontology annotation, molecular function: protein binding. Lineage: Eukaryota; Viridiplantae; Streptophyta; Magnoliopsida; Nymphaeales; Nymphaeaceae. The coding region runs from base 141 to 1730 and encodes 529 amino acids.